Corvus hawaiiensis (hawaiian crow) is the source of this 6743-nucleotide messenger RNA. It is a transcript of the gene PGM2L1, whose product is annotated as phosphoglucomutase 2 like 1. Gene Ontology annotation, molecular function: intramolecular phosphotransferase activity; glucose-1,6-bisphosphate synthase activity. The record is from RefSeq and is a predicted model, not a curated record. The transcript is spliced from 12 exons. The coding region runs from base 1348 to 2856 and encodes 502 amino acids. Gene Ontology annotation, biological process: carbohydrate metabolic process. Lineage: Eukaryota; Metazoa; Chordata; Aves; Passeriformes; Corvidae.
UUACAUCUGCAAGACUAGAAAUGAAAUUGUGCCUGUAAAUGCAUUCUGUUCUAUCAGCACUUUUUCUGUUUGUGAUGAACUGGGCCCCCUCUUUCCUCUCCCUUAGUCUAUUUAAAUAGUAAUGAAGAGAGGCUGGGACUAAAUCCUUUGUGGUACCAGUUGGUCAGCAAAUGAGGAGUGUAAGGCUGUUUAUUCCACCAGAGAAUUUACAGAUUAAAUGCUCAAGAACACUAAGCUUGAUAUGCCUGGGGACAAAUUUAAAUAUGAAGGUAAAUUCAGAGUAUUAACAUCCAGCUGGAAACCCCUAAAUAUUAAUGCACUUUUAACUCUGUCACUCUCUGGUAUUUCACACCUGAUUUAAGCUUGCCUAGGGGAGAAGAAUUCCACCUGCAGCCUGCUGUAACCCAGUGUGUUUUCACUGGGAAUUUUACUUGGAUUUUACCUGGAGUGCUUAAAAUGCAGACUUCCAGCAAUGGCAAACAGUGCUCUUUGCAAGGAAAAGGGAGAAAACUGCUUCCUGAAUUCUCUAAGAAAUCUUAAUCCCUUGUCAUUUGGGGAGCAAAACGCAUGUGGUAAUGGCAUGCCUUGCAAAAAAGCCAACCCAGCAGCUAAUUGGCAUUUAGGUAAUGAGAAGUUAAUUACUGUAGUUAUUGUUGUAACUAACACAGUUCCUUUAAAAAGAAUUUUUGUAGUACUUGAUGUUUUAGGGAUGAAGAUGUCCUUGGUAUACCAGAGCACAGAAUGCAGUGACUUUCUGCCAGGAGUUUCUCCUUUCCCCUGCGUGCCUCUCCCCUGGGCCUCGGGGUACAUGUGGCCCAUCAUCACCCAGGCUUUGGCAUGAGGGGUUUAAACUCACCUGUGACACUGGAUUUGCCAGUUGUGUGCAAACCCAGAUUGUGUGGGCUAGGCAAGGGCUAAAAAUGGGCAAGUGUAAGAGCAAUGUUCCUUUUGAGCCACCCAAGGCUUGGAAUUUAGGCCUGGUGUUGUUUCACAUGUCCCAGAAGCACCUCAGUUCUCAACCAUGUGCUCCUCCUGUCUCCUGGGAUAAUGCACCCUUCCAGCAGUGCUAAAAUCGAACUGAACUCCCCCAAGAGAGUGUUUGCAGUGGGAGCAGUGUGCUUUUCCAGCACUGUGUGGGCAGCAGGGCCCAGGGGGAUGGCAGACCAUCCAGCUGUGUCCUGUGAUUAAGCUGGUGUAAACCAAGCAGAAUUUUAGUAGCUUCAACUCCAAGCUGAGCUCUCAAACUCUUCCAGGUGGUUUCAGGUGGCAUUUGACAGGUGCUGUAGUGAAAUUCUGAGUCAGUGGAACUUGGACUGCUGGUGAUGGGAGAGAAGGAAGUCAGUAUUAAUGCUUGUCUGUGAGAACAAGGGAGCAAGGCUUGCAAAGCUCACUGCAGCAGUCCUGCUGGCAAAAGAUGUGCUUGUGUACUUCUUCUCCACUUAUGUCCCUACCCCCUUUGUGCCCUACGCCGUGCAGCAGCUCGGAGCUGUGGCUGGGGUGAUGAUCACGGCCUCCCACAACCGCAAGGAGGACAAUGGCUACAAGGUUUAUUGGGAAAAUGGAGCACAGAUAACCUCUCCUCAUGAUAAGGAAAUUAUAAAAUGUAUAGAAGAGUGUGUUGAACCAUGGAAUGGCUCUUGGAAUGAAAAUCUGGUAGACACCAGUCCCCUCAGACAGGAUCCUCUGAAAAAAAUCUGUGACAGCUACAUGGAGGAUCUGACAAAGAUCUGCUAUCACAGGGAGCUAAAUGUGCAGAGCAGUUUGAAGUUUGUUCACACCUCUUUCCAUGGAGUUGGACAUGACUAUGUGCAGUUGGCUUUCAAAGCCUUCGGAUUUCAGCCCCCCAUUCCGGUACCGGAGCAAAAAGAUCCAGACCCAGACUUCUCUACUGUCAAAUGCCCAAAUCCUGAAGAAGGAGAAUCUGUGCUGGAGUUGUCACUGAGACUUGCAGAGAAAGAAAAUGCAAAAGUAGUAGUGGCCACUGAUCCAGAUGCAGACAGACUGGCAGUGGCAGAACAGCAGGACAAUGGCUGCUGGAAGGUGUUCACGGGCAAUGAGCUGGCGGCCUUGUUCGGCUGGUGGAUGUUUUCCCGCUGGAAGAACUGCUCCCAGGAUGCUGAUGUGAGCAAUGUUUACAUGUUGGCAACAACGGUCUCCUCCAAGAUUCUGAGGGCAAUUGCACUUCAAGAGGGGUUUCACUUUGAGGAAACACUCCCUGGUUUUAAAUGGAUUGGAAGCAGAGUAAAAAAUCUCCUAGAUAAUGGAAAAGAAGUUCUCUUUGCAUUUGAGGAGUCUAUUGGCUUCAUGUGUGGCACGUCAGUGCUGGAUAAGGAUGGAGUGAGUGCAGCUGUGGUCAUUGCUGAAAUGGCAACUUACCUGCAGGGCCAGAGCCUGAGCCUGGCACAGAAACUCGUUGACAUUUAUGAAACGUAUGGGUACCACAUAUCCAAGACCUCCUAUUUCCUGUGCUAUGACCCUCCCACAAUCAAAAGGAUAUUUGAGCGGCUCCGGAACUUCGAUGGCCCUCAGUCUUACCCCAGCUGCUGUGGGAUUUACAACAUCUUACAUGUCCGAGACAUCACCACUGGCUAUGACAGCAGCCAGCUGAACAAGAAGUCGGUGCUGCCAGUGAGCAAGAGCAGCCAGAUGAUCACGUUCACCUUCCAGAACGGCUGCGUGGCCACGCUGCGCACGAGCGGCACUGAGCCCAAGAUCAAGUACUACGCCGAGAUGUGCGCGCUGCUCGGGCGCAGUGACAGAAGUGUGCUGGAAGAAGAGCUCCAGAAGCUGAUUGAGGCUUUGAUUGAGAAUUUCCUGGAGCCUGACAAGAACGCGCUGACCUGGCGCUCUGCGUAGAGCCCGGUGCUCAGGGAGGCACCGCGUGGAACAAAGGACCCAGGAGCAGAACCAGUCUCAUGUUUGUGUGUGUGUGUGUUUUUGAAACAGCUGCAUUCUUGUUCUGUCAAGAAGAAGCAUUCUUUUGUCAGGAUUUUCACCAAAUUGGGAUAAGGAGAGGCAGUCAGAGGAAAGGGUGGAAUUUGUUAUGGUUGUCAGUCCUUUUGACCAAAAGUUUAAUUAACCCAUGCCAAUGCAAGUGAACUGCCCUAGUACCUUUGAGGCAGAUGAGCUUAGCUGCCACAUCGUGUCUUACACUCAGUUCAGGUACCUAAAACACCUCUUUUUUUUGUGUGUGAAAAGGUUUUAAAGGAGUGAUCACUCCAAACUGACAACAAAGGCUGCUUCUUCCCUGCAGCUCUGAGACCUUCCCUACAGGUCUGCACUUCCAGAAGCAUCGAAGCAGAGCUCAGCAUUUCUUGUUUAGGCAAAUUGUUGACAUUUUUCAGCUACUUAAGAAUUCUUCUGUUGGUAAAGGUGUUCUUGGUGCAUUGUAGCUUUUCUGUGUGUGUCUUAAGAUAAUUGGCAGUGAAAUAAUAGUGAUAACAGCUGCAGCUUGGGGUUGGAAUUGCCUGGUGCCUUUCCAAGGCUUCCAAAGGAGCAGGAACUUGGUCAUUCCUUGGUAAAAUUGCCCCUUCUGACUACCAUAGGCUCUGUAGCUACUUCUUGUCCUACAGCUCUGAAGGCUCUUAAGCUUUCUUGGUUUUCUGUAUGCAGUUACUUUGAGUGACAUUGCCAGUCAGUGACUUCUUGGGUUUUGCUGGCCUGAAUUUAUAUUGUCUGUGUAUUAAAAAAAAACUAAGGAAGAAAGUGGAGAUGAGAGGCUGACACAGUUAUUAAAUUGUGAUUUUUUUUUUUUUUAUUUUUUUUUUUUUGGUCCUGUCAGGUAAUUUCUGUUAGAAUAGCACUUUGCAAACACUAUUCUUCUUUAUCUUUAAGGACAAAUUUUUAACAGCUUCUCUCAUUUGUUUUCUCCCUUUGCUCAAGUAGCAACUGCUAAUCACAUUUUCCAAAAAAAACCACCCAAACAAAGCAAUACCCAAGUUCUCCUUGUGGUUAUCCAAUGGUUUUGGGAAAUAAAGGCUGUGUUAUGGCACAGGAGAGCUUGUUCUGGCCAGCUCCCUCCUGUCACUGACAGCAAGUAAAAAGAAGUAGCAGCAAUUCAGUGCUGGGUUUGAUCUGUGUUGGAGAUGACGGGAGAAGACCCCAAGGUGCCCUGGAGUUCAAGCUGUUGUUUUACCACUGCUGUUGCCUCUCCAAAUUCCCUCUGGUUAUGCCCUCGCAGCUGGAUGCUGUAGGAUGGCACAGGGUAGGCUUGUGUGUGUUGCCUCUCCAUGGCUUUGGAGAGCCCUGAGGUCUGGGUGUUUCCUGCUGCCAGCAGCUUUGCACUAUAUCCAUGGAGAAGUAUUUCAGUGUCUGAAUGUACAUGUAGAGAAGGUCUAUGUUGCACAAAUUCUGACCUGUCACUGCUAUUUAUUUAUUUUUUUAUUUUAAGAGAAGCUAUCUCCAAAUUGUUCUGCCAUUGAGUGAAAUGUAUCUAAUGCCAAAAGCUGUUCCUUUUUUUUUUUUCUUUUUUACUUUGACUGUACAUUUGACUGACAUGGUGGGGAAAACAGGUAAAAUCAGUUACACUCAAAGGAUGCUUUUGUUGCUGUCCAUGCUGGGUAGGGCUGGGAAGGCAUUUCUGACUGCUGCUUUGCCUUGCUUUCCCAAAAAGGGUGCAAAUCUGGAUCCCCACUGCACUGAACUUGAAGGAGCUCUUGCCAUUCCUUCCACUGGCAGCAAUUGAACCCGGAGGCAUUGAGGAUUUUGUUCUCCACGUAGUGGAGAGGAGAACAAGUGACUUGGCCAUAGUUGUGAACAAACGCUGUAAAAAGCAUAAUGUGUGUGAUGAGACCAGGUGUGUUACUGUAGCAGUCAUGUCUUGUGAGUGAUGGUUGUGCUCCUGCAGAGAGCAGGAAUCUGCAGCUUCCUAGAGAUCUGCUUUGUGUCAGUAGGCAAGUGCUAGAAAUGGAGAAGAUGUUUUCAAAUAAGCAUUGUUAGGAGCUGGUAACUGUUCAUAGUCCAAAUAUCUUUAAUUGAAGAAGAAAACCCAGCUGUGGGGUGUUGUGUAUCUGGGAUUUCCCCCAUGGGUAGGUUUGACAGCGAGCUGUAGCUGUAGUGAUGCUUUUGAGAUGACAGCAGCAGGCACAAUGUGUUGAAUGUAACUUUCAGGGUAUGAUAACUAUUUGCUUUUUUGAAACUGCUGCUACUGUUGUUUUCCUACUGUAUUGGAGCUGGUUGAUAUAUUUAUACUGUUCCAUUUGUGGAACUCCUUUAUCUCCUCCCUCUGAUCUCGCAUCCCUUACUUCUGUUACUGUGAAGGACUGGAAUUGUCGUUUCCUUGCCCUGUAACUUUGUUAUGCAUCGUGUUACAGUUUACUUGGUUUGUGCACAACCUUCCUUGAGUUGUCAGCUGUCCUUUCACACUUCUCAGAUAAGAACAAAAGCUUUUCUGACUUGAGUAGAAAGCAGGUCACAGAUCAAAGGAUGCUGUGGGUGUUGUUUCUGAGGUGCUUCCAGGUGGAACACACCUUUUCAAAGGUUGGACAGUGGCUAAAACUGCAGUCAUACAGCUAGUGAGUUGGGUUUAGUGUUUGAUAAAAUCCAGAGGGCUUGGGUGUGUCCUUUUGCUAUGACCCAUUUAAUCUCUGAUGAAGUCGUGUUUCCGUGGGCCUGGGACAGGAGCUUUCCAAGUUCAGGGCUUAGCCAGGCAAGGCUGAGUGUCUGUGAGGCAGAGCUUGUAGCUGGAUUUCUUAUUCUGGUUGUGAUAGAGCAGCCAGGGUGUGAAUUAAAUAGUUCCAAGUGCUGUCCACGUCUCUCCUCCUGCCCCUGUGAGGGUGUGUGAGGGAACAGUGAACUCUGGUGUGGCAGAGAGGGAGGGAUGUGUGCAACAGGGAGAGCUGGGCUGCAGCUGUGGCCCUGAGCUUUGUGUUGGGCUGCUGAGCCAGCUCCGCUUCCCUUGUGACUGCAAGGAGCUGGGGUUCCCUUGGGCUGCGGCAGCCCUGGGGCCGGACCUGAGGAGCUCUGCUCAUUUCCCUCAUUUCAAACACACAGGCCUUCCUUCUGAGGGGAGCACACACUCGUGCUGCCCAGGGGUAGAUGAAGAGGGCAGACCCUGUGUGGUGGCUCAGCUGUCCAGGUGAGUUGCCCGGUGCUGCCUGGGGCUCCCUUCCCUGCCUUGCCUGCUCCCAGGCUCUGGGGGUUGGUUACCUGCGUGUUGGCAUCCCUGGAGUUACUCCCUGCUUCAGCCCUGCUCGGGUAGUGCUGCGUGUGCCCUCUCUGCCGGGCUCCUGAUCUUACCAGGGGUUCCAGCUCCCAUUUCCUCACAGGAGUGUUUGUGUGACACUACGGUAGAAGCCAGGAGAGGAGCGAUGAGUUCUGGCCCCUGGGCAGGGUGGGAUGUGUAUCCUGCCCUAGGAAGCACCUGGAUGGUCUCUAAUUUUAAAACUGAUACUCUUUAUCACUUUGUUUUGUCUUCCCUCCCCCUUUUUGUCCUCUUCUCUCCCCAGCUAAGAGAGAGGGGGCUCCUUGCAUGGUGACAUCUGGUUGGUUGCAGUCCAGCUUGAUUCCCUUUGCUUUGUACAAGGUGAUUGAAGUAUCUCAAGUUGCAUCGUUCUCCUUGCCUGGAAUCUUGGGGAGUUCUGGAUCUGUACUCCUGUUUACCCGAUGUCUGUUCUGUAAAACUAGGGCAUAUUACAAGUACAGAGUGAGAAUUUGCACUUUUCUGAAGAGUUUCUGUGUACUGCUAUGUGGAUUUAGCUGAAUGAAGUGUUAUAAGUAAUAAAAUAUUCCCUUCAUAGUCUCAA